ACCUGCCCGCCAGACCUGGCGGCGCAGUCUCGCGGGAUUCCUCAGCUCUCGCUCCCGGUGCGGCUCCUGAGGUGGCUAGAGUCCCGGACACUCCCGGGAGCCGUCUCUGGUCGCGGGGGUACGGUGGGCUGGACGGGGACGGGGAGGAAGGUGCCUUCGACCGCCGCCCGAGUAAUUGACCCAGAACCCAUUUUCAGGAAAAAGAGCUUCCUUCAAAAUGGUAAAAUAAUUAAACGAGGAAUUUGAGCAUUUUAUCUUUGGAUGGAAAUCUGAGAAUGAAAAGAGCGAUUAAUACAAGCCAUGUGGUAAAAUUAGGAAUUUGAAGAGAAUGGAAACGUUUACAUUUUUGUGGACAUGUAUGUUUCUACCCCUCGUACGAGGGCACAGUCUUUUCACCUGUGAACCAAUUACUGUUCCCAGAUGUAUGAAAAUGGCCUACAACAUGACAUUUUUCCCUAAUCUGAUGGGUCAUUAUGACCAGAGUAUUGCGGCUGUGGAAAUGGAGCUUUUUCUUCCUCUUGCAAAUCUGGAAUGUUCACCAAAUGUUGAAACUUUCCUUUGCAAAGCUUUCGUACCAACCUGCACAGAGCAAAUUGAUGUGGUUCCACCCUGUCGUAAAUUUUGUGAGAAAGUGUAUUCUGACUGCAAAAAAUUAAUGGACACUUUUGGGAUCCGAUGGCCUGAGGAACUUGAAUGUGACAGAUUACAGUACUGUGACGAGUCUGUUCCUGUAACUUUUGAUCAACACACAGAGUUUCUCAGUCCUCACAAGAAAACAGAACAAGUCCAAAGAGACAUUGGAUUUUGGUGUCCAAGGCAUCUUAAGACUUCUGGGGGACAAGGCUAUAAGUUUCUGGGAAUUGACCAGUGUGCACCUCCAUGCCCCAACAUGUAUUUUAAAAGUGAUGAGCUAGAGUUUGCAAAAAGUUUUAUUGGAAUAGUUUCAAUAUUUUGUCUUUGUGCAACUCUGUUUACAUUCCUUACUUUUUUAAUUGAUGUUAGAAGGUUCAGAUACCCUGAGAGACCAAUUAUAUAUUACUCUGUCUGUUACAGCAUUGUAUCUCUUAUGUACUUCAUUGGAUUCUUGCUAGGCAAUAGCACAGCCUGCAAUAAGGCAGAUGAGAAACUAGAACUUGGUGACACAGUUGUUCUAGGCUCUCAAAAUAAGGCUUGCACCGUUUUGUUUAUGUUUUUGUAUUUUUUCACAAUGGCUGGCACUGUGUGGUGGGUGAUUCUUACCAUUACUUGGUUCUUAGCUGCUGGGAGAAAAUGGAGUUGUGAAGCCAUUGAACAAAAAGCAGUGUGGUUUCAUGCUGUUGCAUGGGGAAUACCAGGUUUUCUGACCAUUAUGCUUCUUGCUAUGAACAAAGUUGAAGGGGACAAUAUUAGUGGAGUUUGCUUUGUCGGCCUUUAUGACCUGGAUGCCUCUCGCUACUUUGUACUCUUGCCACUGUGCCUUUGUGUGUUUGUCGGGCUCUCUCUUCUUUUAGCUGGCAUUAUUUCCUUAAAUCAUGUUCGACAAGUUAUACAACAUGAUGGCCGGAACCAAGAGAAACUAAAGAAAUUUAUGAUUCGAAUUGGAGUCUUCAGUGGCCUGUAUCUUGUGCCAUUAGUGACACUUCUUGGAUGUUACGUCUAUGAGCAAGUGAACAGGAUAACCUGGGAGAUAACUUGGGUCUCUGACCAUUGUCGUCAGUACCACAUCCCAUGUCCUUACCAGGCAAAAACAGAAACUCGACCAGAGUUGGCUUUAUUUAUGAUAAAAUAUCUGAUGACAUUAAUUGUUGGCAUCUCUGCUGUCUUCUGGGUUGGAAGCAAAAAGACAUGCACAGAAUGGGCUGGGUUUUUUAAACGAAGUCGCAAGAAAGAUCCAAUCAGUGAAAGUCGAAGAGUACUACAGGAGUCGUGUGAGUUUUUCUUAAAGCACAAUUCUAAAGUUAAACACAAAAAGAAGCACUACAAACCAAGUUCACAUAAGCUGAAGGUCAUUUCCAAAUCCAUGGGAACCAGCACAGGAGCUACAGCAAAUCACGGCACUUCUGCAGUAGCAAUCACUAACCAUGAUUACUUAGGACAAGAAACUUUGACAGAAAUACAAACCUCACCAGAAACAUCAGUGAGAGAGGUGAGAGCAGAUGGAACGAGCACCUCCAAAUUACGAGAACAGGACUGUGAGGAACCUGCCUCCCCAGCAGCAUCCAGCUCCAGACUCUGCGGGGAACAGACUGAUGGGAAAGGCCGGGCAGGCAAUGUGAAUGAUAAGAGCAGUGUGUCUGAAAGUGCACGGAAUGAAGGAAGGGUCACUCCAAAGAGUGAUGUCACUGAAACUGGCCCGGUGCAGAGCAACAGCUUGCAUGUUCCCAGGUCUUCAGAGCCAAGCAGCCUCAAAGGCUCCACAUCACUGCUUGUUCACUCAGCAUCAGGAGUUGGAAAAGAGCAGGGCGCUGGUGGUCACUCAGAUACUUGAAAACCAGAUCAUCGUGUUACUAAGAAGUGAAUUCCUGUUACACUGGAGGUGACAGUACACUGUCUUAUAAGACUCACUGUUAUAUUCUUCUUCUGCACUUAAAGCUACAUUGCCUCCUGUUACACUGGAAACAAUAGAUUCUGAGAAUAUGAUUCAUUUCACAUAGAGGUUAAUUGACAACAGUAUACCCCCAAAACGGAAAUGUGCAGGUUAAUGAUAUUUUUUAAGUUGUGUGGGAGGAGGGAGUAUUAGAGGAACCUUCCUUUUCUAUUUAUGAAGAUUCUACUCUUGUUAAAAGUAUUUUAAGUUGUACUAUGCUCUUUCACUUUUAUGGUAUAAAAUCAAGAUUUUUCUUUGCUGAAGUAUUUAAAACUUACCUUUGUAUCUUUUUUUUAUAUAUUUGAAAACAAGUUUAUAUGUUUUGAGCUUUUUUUAGAAAUCCUGGAAAGUCUUUUCAAAUAUUUUUAUUAUGUUAUUCCAAUACCUUAUUUUAGCACUGCUUUGGUAGCUUUUACACUGAAUUUCUAAGAAAAUUGAAAAAUAGUGUUCUUUUAUAAUAUAAAAAAUAGUUGAUACACCAAAAGAUGUUAUAAUGGGAAUUCAACUAAAAAAAUCCAUUUACUCUACCUUAUCAUCUUCAAUGUGUGAAUUUUAUAAAGUCUAGUUGGUUUAGGAAUUUCACAGAUCUAUUAUGCAGCUGAAAUAAGGUGCUUACUGAGUGUCCACUGUUGAUAAUAUUAUGCUGCUGGCUGGUCCUUCUGAUUUUUUUAAAUAAAAUGUCCUGAAGGAUUAGUAGAUGAAAUGUUACUCCUUUAUAAAUUAAGCCAAGUGCAAUUGAUUUCCUUUUUUUACUAUAUCAUGACCACCCAAGAUUAUGUUUGUAUGACCAUUUACAGUUGCUUAUACUUUUGUUUUAACUUUUGUUUUUUAACAUUUAGAAUACUACAGACCCUUUGCAUUUGUACAGUAUCUUUCUCAGACAUCAGGUAGAAUUCAUCUCUGCAGCUAAAUAGGAUUUUGCUGAACAUUCAGAAAUGUGCUAGCAGUGUUAGUGCCAAACAAAUGGAAAAGAAUGUAGUCCUGAUAAACAGAAUAAAAUGUAUUUCAUAUAACAUACUUUGAAAUAUUAAAGAAUUUUCUUAAUUUUGUUUCCAAUGACUAUUAUUCCUUGAACAAGGUUUUCUUAUACUUUUUUUUCUCUAUUUAACAUUCUGUUAAAGCUUAAAAAGAAAAUUAUCAUGUACUGUAUGAAAAAGGUUGUAAAUAUUAACUUUUCCACAUUUUUUAACUUUGUAUACAAAAACUUUGUGUGACCUUUUCAGUAAUAAAAUUUUCUCUGUA
Balaenoptera ricei (Rice's whale) is the source of this 3808-nucleotide messenger RNA. RefSeq names its product frizzled class receptor 6 (gene FZD6). Gene Ontology annotation, cellular component: plasma membrane. Gene Ontology annotation, molecular function: Wnt-protein binding; Wnt receptor activity. Gene Ontology annotation, biological process: non-canonical Wnt signaling pathway; canonical Wnt signaling pathway. The record is from RefSeq and is a predicted model, not a curated record. Bases 329 to 2467 code for a protein of 712 amino acids. The transcript has 7 exons. NCBI's taxonomy places the organism in Eukaryota, Metazoa, Chordata, Mammalia, Artiodactyla, Balaenopteridae.